AUGCGGCCUGACCGCGCAAAGGAGACGAACAUGGCCACCGUGAAAGUUGAUUCCAAGAAUUUCAAGGCCGAAGUGCUGGACAGUGCCACGCCGGUCGUUGUUGAUCUGUGGGCCGAAUGGUGCGGCCCUUGCAAAAUGAUCGGCCCGUCGCUGGAAGAGCUGUCAAACGAAUUCGCAGGCCAGGUGAAGAUCGCCAAGAUCAACAUCGAUGAAAACCCGGAUAUUGCCACCCAGCUCGGUGUGCGUUCGAUCCCGACACUUUUGAUGUUCAAGGGCGGCAAGCCGGUCGACAUGAAGGUUGGAGCCGCACCGAAAACCGUACUGUCGGGCUGGAUCAAGGGCGCUGCUGUCGCCUGA
Messenger RNA from Darwinula stevensoni, 357 nucleotides. The record is from the annotation of a GenBank genome assembly. NCBI's taxonomy places the organism in Eukaryota, Metazoa, Arthropoda, Ostracoda, Podocopida, Darwinulidae.